Dermacentor andersoni is the source of this 2638-nucleotide messenger RNA. Its product is annotated as anoctamin-1-like. Gene Ontology annotation, cellular component: plasma membrane. Gene Ontology annotation, biological process: chloride transmembrane transport. NCBI's taxonomy places the organism in Eukaryota, Metazoa, Arthropoda, Arachnida, Ixodida, Ixodidae. Gene Ontology annotation, molecular function: chloride channel activity. The record is from RefSeq and is a predicted model, not a curated record.
AUGACUGACAGUGCAAUAGCCAACACUGACAUAAGUCACACGCUUACAGAUACGGACACUGCUUUGGCUAAAAGUAUCUUGCCCACCGGCUUCCCUGCAAACUUCUUGUCUUGCAGGGAGGAGGCGUGUGACCCCAACACCUUCGGGAACUUCACGCUGUGCCCAAGCUGCAUGAAGCAUUGUCCCUAUGACAUGCUGAAGAACAAAUGCACCAUCACGAGGAUUGUGUCAAUAUUUGACAACUCGGGCACAGUCGGAUUCUCGGUAUUUAUGUCGCUAUGGGCUACCAUAUUCAUCGAGUUCUGGAAGCGCCAACAAGUCGUCCUCGCUUGGGAGUGGAAUCUGAGCAACGUCGACACCCUCACGGAGGUUGUGAAUCCGGAAUACGAGGCCAAGGCGCGGGUUUAUAAGCUUAACCCCGUCACCCUCAGGUACGAGCCCCACGUGCCUUUCUGGGAGAGGAUCGGUCGGGUCGCCGCUGCCAAUAUUAUUCUCCUGUUCAUGCUCGUGCUGGUGCUGUGCACGGUGACGGCCGUGAUCGGCUACCGCAUCAUCAUGGUGACCUUACUGUCGAGCAAGUUCUCUCGGCUCGUGGCUCACGUCGGCACCACCGCCAGUGCGUCCAUGAUUAACCUGGCGGUCAUUCUGGGCAUGAACAAGGUUUACGGCUGGGUCGCCACACGCCUGACAGAUUUGGGUGAGUCUGCAGUGCUGGUUGUCGCUAUUCUGAGUGACCCCGCCAGUAACGGCCUCGGACACAGCGCGAUUACGAGUACAGCUUCGCAUUCAAGAUGUUCCUCUUCACGUUCCUCAACAACUACUCGUCCCUCAUAUACAUCGCCUUCUUCAAAGGAAGGUUCUCAGGCGAUCCGGGACGCGAGGCGCAUUGGGGAGGCUACACUCUCGAUAAGCAUCGUCAAGGCGUGGUGGCGGCAGCGUCGUAGGCGACUCGGCAAGGAAGCCGCCGAGCAGAAAUCCAAGCUCGCGCGUUGGGAGGAAGACUACAACCUCGAGGAGUGCCCCAAGCUCGCACCUUUCGACGAGUACCUGCAAAUGUCGAUCCAGUUCGGCUUCGUUACACUGUUCGUGGCCGCGUUUCCCCUGGCGCCCCUGUUCGCACUCAUCAACAAUGUCUGCGAGAUCAGGCUCGACGCGUACCGGUACAGCAAGCGGUUACGUCGGCCAGUCGCCGAGAGGGCGCCAAACAUCGGUGCGUGGCAAGCCAUUCUGAGGCUCCUCGCCCGCUGUGCCGUCAUUUGCAAUGCGUUCCUGAUCGCCUUCACGAGCGAGUUCAUCCCGCGACUGGUGUACCAGGUGCGCCACAGCAAGGGCCUCAGCCUCAGCGGCUACGUCAACUUCACGCUGGCCACGUUCGACACCAGCGACUUCGACGACGUCCACCGGCCAAACAAAAGCACGCUCAACGGGGAACUCGUGCGGGAGUGCAGGUACGUGGGGUUUCGCGAACCAUCGGGCACUGAGAACGAGUACCAGUUGUCCGGCACCUUCUGGGUCAUCACCACCGCCCAGCUAUGCUUCGUCAUCAUCUUCGAGCAUGUGGUGUUCUUCAUCACUGGUGUCGUAGCUGGCAUGAUUCCGGCCAUGCCCAAGUCGGUGGCCCAGCGAAUGAAGCGAGAGCAGAUUGUCGUUCAGGACCUCAUCGCCAAGCUGCAAGACAUCGACACGGCCGCCGCCGCUGCAAUAGCCAAUCGGGCACGCCUUAUGUCGAUGUGACAGUGCUAACGACUUCUUAUGUGUCGUGUGGUAUCCCCUUUGCUCAACUUUUCCAAACUCGUCAUCGUAUGCCGUAGUCGUUAGCCAUUGAUUCGAGACCCUCGCAUGACUUUUUGAUCGUGUAAGAACCGUGAUUUCCCUGUUUCCUUUCUUAUAAUGUUAUCAUCCAUACUAAGGUGAUCUCGCUGCGCCUCGAAGGUGUUAUGCCUUUUGCUAGUCAAAAUGUAUUUUCUGACAAAUGUGCUGGCAAGAUCGCAAGUAAUUGUUAGUCCAAGAAGUUGGCAUGUUCGCCUACAUUUCUAGCUGCUCCGUAGCACCAUUUUGUUGACGCCCAAUGCAGCAAUAAGAGUUUUUUUUUGUUAUUACUAAGACUGGACAACUGAACAGAGUGAUUUAAGCGUUGAUUAGUGGUGCGUGCCACAACAUUUGUAAACAUGCCACGCUUUUUGUUUGAGUUUAAUCACUGACAACAGCACUCGAGGCCACCCGCAAUAACUCGUUUCUACGGGUCUCAACUGCAGUGGGCAGCAUGGUAUCGACAGUGGACGACGUUGUGUGUCACGUGGUUCCAUGUGCACCAACCACCGUGUCAACAACGAACCAGCGAGUUAAGUGCUCGCGGUGUAACAUUUAUUUUCUGACUUUCGCGCUCUCGCUGGUCGCGGCAGUGUUGAGGACUGACUGCGCAGAGCUCACGGCUCCCCUUGACGCUCCCGCACGCUGGUACUACAGUGUGUGACGGUGACAGUAGUACGUGCGACGCCGUAGUGCUCGUACGCGUGCUUAUACGAUGUUUUAUUGUUCAACGUUUUACUUGCUUUGGUUCAACCACGCCGACGUGAUGUUUUGCAAAAUAUUGCAUUUGUAUCUGUUUGCAUUUCCUGUUUGCGUGGCUGAUAUUUGA